AUGUCUUCCACCACCGCUGCGGCAAGUACGAUCGCCCGAGGCGUGCAAAAAUUGUUCGUGGGCAACCUCCCGUGGACUGUCAGUACGAAGGAGCUCAAAACGUACUUCUCCAAGUAUGGCCAUGUCCAUUCGACGAACGUAAUCUAUGACAAAACGACCGGAAUCAGUCGUGGGUAUGGAUUCAUUGUGUUCAGCACGCGCGAAGGCUUCACCAAUGCCACCAACAGCCGGUCGCACGUGCUCGAGGGACGUGUACUGGACUUACAGCCUGCCUCUUCUUAACAUUUAAGCGUAGUAUACGGACACAUUUCGAAGGAAUUGUUUAAAACCAUCGCAAUGUAAUCGAAUGUAUGAUUUCAUUGAAUAGACAUUUUUUAUCUAACCCUCAA
Messenger RNA from Anopheles maculipalpis, 389 nucleotides. It is a transcript of the gene SLIRP2, whose product is annotated as SRA stem-loop-interacting RNA-binding protein, mitochondrial. Gene Ontology annotation, molecular function: mRNA binding. The record is from RefSeq and is a predicted model, not a curated record. Bases 1 to 282 code for a protein of 93 amino acids. Lineage: Eukaryota; Metazoa; Arthropoda; Insecta; Diptera; Culicidae. The transcript has a single exon.